AUGGCGUGUGGGGCCACCCUGAAGAGGAGCCUGGACUUCGACCCUCUGAUGAACCAGGCCUCCCCCAAGAGACGGCGCUGUGCCCCCAUAGUGUCUCCGGUGUCUUCGCCACAGAAAUACCUGCGUCUGGAGCCCUCGCCGUUCGGAGAGGUGUCGGCCCGGCUCACCACAGAGCAAAUCCUCCAGAACAUCAAGCAGGAAUACAAGCGGCUGCAGAAGAGACGGCACCUGGACACUGGCCUCCAGCAGCAGAGCGAGGCCUGCUGCUCCGUGGACAUGCACAACAUCCACAGUGGAGCCGCUCUGCCAGGGAUGUCGUCUGGAGCGUCGUCUCCCACCAGGAGGGAGCAGCCUCUGUUCUCGCUCAGACAGGUCGGCAUGAUCUGUGAAAGACUACUGAAGGAGCGCGAGGAGAAGAUCCGCGAGGAGUACGACGAGAUCCUCACGUCCAAACUCGCAGAACAAUACGAUGCCUUUGUGAAGUUCACACACGAUCAGCUGAUGCGGCGGUUCGGAGAGCAGCCGGCCAGCUACGUGUCCUGA
Molecule: messenger RNA, 543 nt
Organism: Knipowitschia caucasica
Lineage: Eukaryota; Metazoa; Chordata; Actinopteri; Gobiiformes; Gobiidae
Source: the annotation of a GenBank genome assembly